This is a messenger RNA of Oldenlandia corymbosa var. corymbosa, 792 nucleotides long. Lineage: Eukaryota; Viridiplantae; Streptophyta; Magnoliopsida; Gentianales; Rubiaceae. The record is from the annotation of a GenBank genome assembly.
AUGGCAAAUGAAUGUGCACCAGUAAGGUGUGGGGAAUCUGGACCUUGGAUUCGGUUCCCUUUUUGGCUCAGAGAUCAUCAGCCCGAAACCUGCGGUUAUCCAGGUUUUGAGCUGACCUGCCCUAGAAUCAAUGAUACUAGGUUUGAGGUUCGGUUUUCUGUAAGAGCUUCAACCACGAAUCUGAACAACAUUUUACUUCCAAUGUCAGUUCAGUCUUCUGUUUUAGAAAUUGAUUAUAAGUCUCAGCUCAUUCAAGUUAAUGUCCUUAAUGCUUCUUGUCCUCCAAAACAACUUCAACCAGAUAUGAGUGCAUCUGAUUUAACCUUUCCAUUUGAGAAAUAUGACUCCUUCAGAGAUAAUUUUACUUUCUUCAACUGUUCUACAAAUUACAGAAAACAAAACUCCAACUAUGGAGCUUUGGUUACUUGCCUAAGCGGCCAUGACUACGAUGUUUUUGCUUUUCGGUCUUACUAUAGUGUCUUUAACUUUCCUAUUGCAUCUUGCUGGAAGAUGUACGACAUUUCUGAUGCGCUUUCAGAAAUGACUAGUCCCUUUGAAAUUAAUGAUUAUACUCAAGUAUGGCUCCACUGGUCUAAACCAUCUUGUAGCGUUUGUGAAGCCAAAGGAAACUAUUGUAUGCUUAAUAAUAACAUCACGACUGGUGAGGAAACUUAUUGUCUUGCCAUGCCUGGACAGCCUAGUCAAAAACGUGGUAGAGGUAUUCUUCGAUUUCUGAUAAUUGCCUCACUGUUGGGGAUUGAUUCUUUCAUCACUGGGCUAACAAAGUCAUGA